Messenger RNA from Morus notabilis, 3089 nucleotides. Its product is annotated as disease resistance protein RPM1. The coding region runs from base 1 to 2793 and encodes 930 amino acids. Gene Ontology annotation, biological process: defense response to other organism. The transcript is spliced from 3 exons. Gene Ontology annotation, molecular function: ADP binding. The record is from RefSeq and is a predicted model, not a curated record. NCBI's taxonomy places the organism in Eukaryota, Viridiplantae, Streptophyta, Magnoliopsida, Rosales, Moraceae.
AUGGCAGAAACUGUAACUGUGGUGACUCCUGUCAUUGAUAUGUUGGUUCAGCUACUACUCAAAAGAGCCACUUUGUUCAGGAGAGUCCAUGGAGAAGUGAAGAGUCUGAAAGAUGAAUUGGAGAGCAUUCAGUGUUUCCUCAUCGAGGCAGAGGAAAAGUUGGAGAAAGGAGAUGUGAACGACGGCGUGAAGACUUGGGUGAAACAAGUACGAGAAGAAGCGUACCACAUAGAAGAUGUCAUGGACGAAUACCUUCUUCGUGUGGCACAACGCAGUCACCUGCAUGGUUUCAUUGGUCUGCUCCAUAAAACAGGUCACUUCUUUAAGUCCUUUAAAUCACGUAAUGAUGUUGCUUUCGCCAUUAAAAGCAUCAAAGCAUCGUUACGUGAAAUCAAGGAUAGAGGUGAAAGAUAUGGCUUCAAUUCCUUGGAAAAAUUAGGAUCCUCAAGUAGCAGAGCACUCACGAGCUUUGAACGCUAUGAUCCUCGAUUGGGCUCACUAUUCAUUGGUGAAGAUGAAUUUAUGGAUGUGUACUCUACCCGGGAUGAAUUAGUAACAAGGUUGGUUGAAGGAGAACUCAGUCGCACGGUGAUUUCAUUCGUAGGUGAAGGCGGCGUUGGUAAGACUACUCUUGCUAAGCAAGUUUAUGACAAUGAAAUGGUGAAAGGACACUUUGAUUGUCGAGCUUGGUUUACCGUGUCUCAAGCAUACAACCCGGAUGUGCUACUAAUGACCAUGAAAAGGUACUUUUGUCCAACUUUUGAGUGUAAUGUGGGAGAAAUCGACAUGAUGAAAGAGGUAAUUAGCCAACUGAGACAAUGUUUGCAGGCCAAGAGGUACGUUUUUGUCUUUGAUGAUGUUUGGCACACCGACUUUUGGGGAGUUAUGAAAUAUGUUUUGCCUAAUAAUGACAAAGGUAGUAGGGUUAUUAUCACAACACGCAAUGAUGCGGUUGUAGCUUCUUGUAAAGACACUGUAUUUGAUCUUGUCAAGAAGUUACAACCUUGGUCUCAAGAAAGUUCUUGGGAGUUAUUUCUGAAAAAGGCAUUUCAAUUUGAGCGCGAUGGAUGUUGUCCUUUAGAGUUAAAGCAAUUGUCUCUUGAAAUUGUUAGACAAUGCCAAGGCUUGCCACUUGUUAUUGCAGCGGUGGCCGGUUUAUUGUCAACCAAAGAAAAGGUUCUGUUUGAAUGGAAGAAAAUAUAUGAGGCACUCUGUUUUAACUUGGAAGGUAACCCUCAGCUUUCAAACAUUUCAAAAAUUCUCUCUCUCAGCUAUUAUAACCUACCUUACUACCUGAAGUACUGCCUUUUGUAUUUUGGCAUUUUUCCUCGAAACCAUCUAGUCCCUGACGUAAGAUUAUAUAGAUAUUGGAUUGCAGAGGGUUUUGUGAAAGAAAGGAGAGAAAAGACAUUGGAACAAGUUGCUGAAGAGUACUUGAAUGAGCUCAUCCAAAGAAAUUUGGUUCAAGUAUGGAAUAUGAAUUUUUCGGGGUCUGAUAAAUUAUGCCGAGUUCAUGAUUUGAUGCAUGAUAUGAUCUUCUCAAAAGCUGGUGAGUUGGGUUUCUGUAACGCCUUCAUUGGAAAAAAGUCUAGCUUAACUCAAAGAAGUCGUCGCUUAGCAGUCUAUAGUAGCUCACAUGUUAUGGAGAAUGUUGAAGACUAUAGUGCUCGUUCCAUUUUCGUUUUUAAUAAUGAAUUGACUACACCUUUUGUGGAAUUUACGUUUGAAAAGUUUAAGCUUUUAAAGGUGCUGGAUUUUUCGAAUACUCCUCUAGAUUGUAUUCCAGAAGGACUGGGAAGUUUACAUCAUUUGAGAUCCUUAAAUCUAAGGAAUACUAAAGUGAGGAUGCUUCCGAAGUCUAUUUGCAAGUUGAAUAAUCUAGAAACCUUGGAUAUCGUAAAUACUCAAAUAAGUGAGCUACCAAUCGAGAUCAACAAGCUUCGAAAUCUACGACACCUUUUGGGGCUUUGUCAUGACCCCGCACGCGGAUAUGGUAUCGAAGCAUUUCAAGGACAGAGAUUGCAUAGAGGUAUUGGGCAUUUAGAAGAGUUACAGACUCUUAGUAAUGUGCAAGCACUUCAUAAUGAGUUUUGUAUUGUGAAAGAGUUGGAGCUGUUGACGCAAUUAAGGUGGUUGGGCAUCUCAAAACUAACUGAAGAAAUGGGAAGAUCUCUUUGUACCUCCAUUGAGAAGAUGAACAACCUUGAACGUUUAACUAUAUGUAGCACGGACACCGAAAGCGAGAUCCUAGAUUUGCACUCCAUUUCAUCUCCUCCUCACUUUCUACAGCGUCUGAAUUUGAUGGGUCCAUUAGAUGAAUUUCCCAGAUGGAUUGUGAACCUUCCCUAUCUAAGUAGACUAUCUUUAUUUUCCUCAAGGUUAUCCGACGAGCCCCUGAAAUAUCUUUGCCAUUUGCCUAAUUUGUCGUUACUUUGGCUCUGCCGGGCAUAUAAUGGAGAGAAAUUGCUGUUUAAGGAAAGUGGAUUUCAGAAACUCAAGUUGCUAGAAGUGAGCGAGUUGUACAGACUAAACGCGGUGACGAUAGAGAACGGAUCAUUGCCACUUCUUGAAGAGGUUCGGAUAGGGUCAAACCCACAACUGAAAGAGGUUCCUUCGGGCAUGCAAAAUCUAAGAAGCCUCAAACUUCUUGAGAUUUCUCAGAUGCCGAGCGAAUUUGUGCUUGGUUUGCAACGACAAGGACUCCAAGAUUCUUUGAAAGUUAAGCAUGUACCAUCUAUAAGUUCAUGGUAUAGAGGUGAUGGAGAUCUGUAUGAUGUAUUUCAUGAUCAGUGAUAUGGAAAAGUUGGUUCCUUUACCAAUCACUAUGAGCUUCUGAGCCUUGACAUAGAGUGCAGUUACAGGGAAGCCUGGCUAACCAUGUUGCCGAGAAUAAAUCAACGUUGCACACAUCUCGAGUUUGUGUGGCUAACCAUGAAGUGCAGCUGAAAACAAGUUCAUCCGUCUCUUUGGCGCCGACUCAGGCUGAUAUUGAUGAUGGAAAGGUAGAACUGAAAUUCGAGUCUUCUGUGUACCGAUCAUCUUGGAGGACUAGUAUCAAAAAUGGAUUUAGUAGAAACCAAAGUUGAUCA